AUGAUCAAGGGACUGAGCACCGACCUCGCGGGUCGAUUUGGACGAGCGCUCUGCUCGAACGGAACCGGAAGCCGGAUCCUGAUCCAGAACGGAACCGGAAGCCGGAUCCUGAUACCAUGGAAUAACCGGAAGCCGGAUCCUGAUCCAGAACGGAACCGGAAACUGGAUCCUGAUCCAAGCGACGGAACGGAAGCCGGAUCGAUCCAAGAUCAACGGCAACCGGAAGCCGGAUCCCUGAUAGAACGGAACCGAACGGAGCUAUGGAACCUGAUCCUGGAUCAGACCGGGGAACCGGAAGGCCGGAUCCGGAUCCCGAAACGAACCGGAAACUGGAUCCUGAUCCAGAACGAGCUGGAAGCCGGAUCCAUGAUCAGAAUCGGGAAACCGAAACCGGAUAAGCCGAUCCAAGAUCCAGACGGAACCCGGAAACUGGAUCCUGAUCCAGAAACCCUGGAGCCUUGGAAGCCGGAUCCUAUCCAGAACGGAACCAAGAACGGGAACGAAACUGGAUCUGAAAUCCAGAACGGAGCUGGAAGCCGGAUCCUGAUCCAGAACGGAACCGGAAGCCGGCGGAUCUAUCCUGAUCCAGAACGGAACUGGAAGCCGGAUCCUGAUCCAGAACGUGGAACUGGAAGUCCGGAUCCUGAUCCAGAACGGAACCGGACGCCGGAUCCUGAUCCGAACGGAACCGGAAACUGGAUCCUAUCCGAAGGAGCUGGAAGCUGGAUCCUGAUCCAGAACAAGCCGGAAGCCGGAUUCCUGAUCCAGAACGGGAACUGGAAACUGGAUCUGAUCCAGAACGGAGCGGAAAGCCGAUCCGAUCCAGAAGGAACCGGAAAACGGAGCGGAAGCCGGACCUCAGAAUCAGAACGGGCCAGCCGAUCAAGAUCCAGCGAACCGGAAAGCCGGAUCAAGAUCCAACGGAGCCGGAAGCCGAUCAAGAUCCAACGGAACCGGAAGCCAGAUCCUAUCCAAGAACAAAGAACCGGAACCGAUCCUGAUCCAGAACGGAACCGGAAGCCGGAUCCUGAUCCAGAACGGAACCUGAAAACUGGAUCUCCUGCUCCAGAACGGAGCUGGAAAAGCCGGGAUCCUAAUCGAGAACGGAAACCGGGAAGCCGGAUCAAGAUCCAGAACGAACCGAACUGGAUCCUGAUCCAGAACGGAGCUGAAGACCGGAUCCUGAUCCAGAAACAGAACCGGAAGCCGGAUCAAGAUCCAGAACGGAGCCGAGCAAGCGGAUCUGAUCCAGAAACGGAACCGAAGCCGGAUCCUGAUCCACAACGUAACCGGAAGCCGGAUCCUGAUCCACAACGGAACCGGAAGCCGGAUCCUGAUCCAGAACAGAACCGGAAGCCGGAUCCUGAUCCAGAACGGAACCGGAAACAUGAUCCUGCUCCAGAACGGAGCUGGAAGCCGGAUCCUAAUCCAGAACGGAACCGGAAGCCGGAUCCUGAUCCAGAACGGAACCGGAAGCCGGAUCCUGAUUCAGACGUAACCGGAACCGAAUCGGAUCCUGAUCCAGAACGGAACCGGAAGCCGGAUCCUGAUCCAGAACGGAACCGGAAGCCGGAUCCUGAUCCAGAACGGAACCGGAAGCCGGAUCCUGAUCCAGAACGGAACCGGAAGCCGGAUCCUGAUCCAGAACGAACGGAAAACUGGAUCCUGCUCCAGAACGGAGCUUGA
Messenger RNA from Macrobrachium nipponense, 1686 nucleotides. RefSeq names its product serine/arginine repetitive matrix protein 1-like. The transcript is spliced from 5 exons. NCBI's taxonomy places the organism in Eukaryota, Metazoa, Arthropoda, Malacostraca, Decapoda, Palaemonidae. The coding region runs from base 1 to 1686 and encodes 561 amino acids. The record is from RefSeq and is a predicted model, not a curated record.